Molecule: messenger RNA, 5161 nt
Organism: Nycticebus coucang (slow loris)
Lineage: Eukaryota; Metazoa; Chordata; Mammalia; Primates; Lorisidae
Gene: LIMK1
Product: LIM domain kinase 1
Exons: 15
Coding region: 2168-4009 (613 amino acids)
Biological process (GO): protein phosphorylation; positive regulation of stress fiber assembly; actin cytoskeleton organization
Cellular component (GO): nucleus; neuron projection; cytoplasm
Molecular function (GO): protein serine/threonine kinase activity; protein binding; ATP binding
Source: RefSeq, a predicted model, not a curated record
AGGCCCCUGUGCUUGGGAUGGGGAGGGAAAUGAUGUCUUGUAAGAUGGGUGAGGGACCAGGAGUGCAGCCACAGAAGCCACAGAAGGAAAAGUGAGGGAGGACAUGUAUCUAGCCAUGGAAUGGCCUGCCCUGCAUCACCUGAGGCCCCAGGUAGGAGCAGGAAGGAGAAGGUAUGUUUGGGCUGUCCUUGGUGUGGUGGGACACAAGGAAAUAUCCCACAAAGCCACAGCUUCCCCAAGUUUUCCUGGACCCAAGGUGUGCAGUUCUCCCAACAACCCCCAAGGCAGGUUCUCACCCCUUGGCAGUUGGGAAAGCAGCUCAGGGCUCACAGAUUGCCUGGGCACAUGGCUGACCAACGGCCAGGCUGCCUCUCGUUGGGAUGCCCAGGGCACUAGAUUCUGCUCGGUUUCCUUCCAGGAACCUUGGCACAAGCCCACACUAGCCCCCGGGCUCCGAGGCCUUGGGCCCAGGUCAGACCUAACUUGAUGGUACAGAGACCCUAGUUCCAGGGCCCCAACCCCUCUGAAGGUGCUCAAGUAGGGGGAUGUGUCAAGGCUACAAGGGGCCUGCAACCUCCAGCUGUUCCUGUGCCCCAGGUAAGGGGAGGGGCACCUGUGUCUGCUCUUCCCACUUGCGUCUCCUAGGGUCCCUGAGUCAGUCACAAAUAAUUAUAGAGCACCUACUCCGCACAACAACCCAUGAAGUGGGGCUGCUAUUUAUUAAAGCGAUUUUACCGAUGAGGAAACCAAGGUGCCAAAUUCAGUCACUUGCCACUAGUCCCACUGCAAGUGGGGAGUAAUGUGAGGACUGGAACCCAGGCAGCCUGGCUUCAGAGCCUGUAGUGUAGUCACAGCUUGGUCUUGCCCCCAUGUGUGCAAGCUCAGAAGGCUGGACAGCCUCCCUGCCUAGGGUCAGAUUCAAAACAAACAGGGUCCCUGCCUUUUAGUAGGCAAGAUAGCCAAUAAAGAAAUACAUUGGCAGGGCUGGGUAGAUAGCACUCUGAGGAGGUGAUGUUUGAAUGGAGAAUCAAAAGGAGCGAACUUUAGAGGAUCUGGGAGGAGCACAUGCAAGGGCCCUGGGGUGGGCAUGUGCUUGGCACACCUGAAACAGUGAGGGGGCCAGUGUGCGGAGUAUAGUCCCCCAGGCCAGGAGCCUUGUGGCCCCUGUGGAAGGUGCCUUUAGCUGUGCUUUGCAUCUCAUAAUCUGAGUACCUGAGCACUGUAUCUGUCCCAAAGCCCCGGCCCUUGAGGAUGUCCUAGGCUGGUGGGAUAGGAAAGGCUAUAGGUGCUGUGACAGGUGGCCUGUGAGGUUGUAGGAGCACUAAGCCAGGAGCAGGUGCUUCCUGGAGAAGAAUAUCACCACCUUCUGUGUAGUGGGGUGCUCACUGCAGGCCAUGGAUGCAUUAGCACUGGGGGUUUUAACCCCAGAGCAUGCCUCCUUCUCUGUUCCAACAACGCACCCUGUGGGCCCCACCUCCUAGAAAAUGAUGGCCAGCCCCAGAGUGUGGCUUGCCUUCCACCCAGCUGCUGCCUUUGAAAGGUCCCUCCUCAGAGGCCUCUAUAGCCGCAGUUGCAUCUCCCCAGAGGCUGGGUGGGCUGGCCCUGGGUGAGGAGGCCUGAGUGUGUAGCUGGUCAGGUCUAAGCCUGGGCAAGGAUGCACCUUCCUUUCUUCUGAGGACCUUGUAGGUGAGGACAACAAACUGUCCAUGGAAAGUCGACCUCUGUCCCUUUGGAGACAGCACUGGCAGAGGCAGCUGCUUUUAAAUUUGUCCCUGUCCCCAGAGGGGCCCAGCACUCAGUGCCUUUGUCAAGGAAGAGGCAGAGGUGCAGGCAGCAUACCUUUCCCUGGGUGUGCAGGGCUGAGGGCUGUGUGUGCAAGCACAGAAGGCCACCACAACCUCCCUGCCUAGGGUCAGAUUUAGAUCCCUCCCUCCCCGUCUGCACCAAAGCCCAAGCAGAAGGUGCUUCAGCUGCUUCCUGUUGCAGUCUCAGACCAAGUCCUGUCACCCCCACAUGGCUGCAUCCUCCUCCCCUGCGGUGUGGCCACACUGGCCCCACCCUCUGCAGUCUCCAAUCCUGAGACCCUGGAGUAGGAUGGGGAAGCGGCUGGCCCAGCCACCCCUGCGCUCCUGUAGGCCUCCAGAGCCCCCUGACCUAGCUGCGAAGGAUGCUGCUGUCCUCAGCCCUGCAAAGAAGGCGCUUCCUCAGAGGGGCUAAGUGUUGUGAAUGCAGCGCCUCUCUCUCGCACCAGUACUAUGAGAAAGAUGGGCAGCUCUUCUGCAAGAAGGACUACUGGGCCCGCUAUGGCGAGUCCUGCCAUGGGUGCUCGGAGCACAUCACCAAGGGGCUGGUCAUGGUGGCUGGGGAGCUGAAGUACCACCCUGAGUGCUUCAUCUGCCUCACAUGCGGGACCUUCAUCGGUGACGGGGACACCUACACGCUGGUGGAGCACUCCAAGCUGUACUGUGGACACUGCUACUACCAAACUGUGGUGACCCCUGUCAUCGAGCAGAUCCUGCCUGACUCCCCUGGCUCCCACCUGCCCCACACAGUCACCCUAGUUUCCAUCCCAGCCUCAUCUCAUGGCAAGCGUGGCCUCUCAGUCUCCAUUGACCCUCCUCAUGGCCUGCCGGGUUGUGGCACUGAGCACUCUCACACCGUCCGCGUCCAGGGAGUGGACCCAGGCUGCAUGAGCCCUGAUGUGAAGAAUUCCAUCCAUGUUGGAGACCGGAUCCUAGAAAUCAAUGGCACACCUAUCCGGAACGUGCCCCUGGAUGAGAUCGAUCUGCUGAUCCAGGAGACCAGUCGUCUGCUGCAGCUGACUCUCGAGCAUGACCCCCAUGACACACUAGGCCAAGGGCCAGGGCCUGAGAUCAGCCCUCUGGUUUCCCCGGUUCACACCCCCAGCGGGGAGGCUGGUAGCUCUGCUGGGCAGAAGCCUUUCUUGAGGAGCCGCAGCAUCGACAGGUCCCCGGGAGCUGGCUCGCUGGGCUCCCCCGCCUCCCAGCACAAGGACCAUGGCCGCUCUGAGUCCCUCCGCGUCGUCUGCCGGGCACACCGCAUCUUCCGGCCAUCGGACCUCAUCCAUGGGGAGGUGUUGGGCAAGGGCUGCUUUGGCCAGGCCAUCAAGGUGACACACCGAGAGACAGGUGAGGUGAUGGUGAUGAAGGAGCUGAUCAGGUUCGACGAGGAGACCCAAAGGACAUUCCUCAAGGAGGUGAAGGUCAUGCGGUGCCUGGAGCACCCUAAUGUGCUCAAGUUCAUUGGAGUGCUCUACAAGGACAAGAGGCUCAACUUCAUCACUGAGUACAUCAAGGGGGGCACCCUGCGGGGCAUCAUCAAGAGUAUGGACAGCCAGUACCCAUGGAGUCAGAGGGUGAGCUUUGCCAAGGACAUUGCUUCAGGGAUGGCCUACCUCCACUCCAUGAACAUCAUCCACCGAGACCUCAACUCCCACAACUGCUUAGUCCGAGAGAACAAGAAUGUGGUGGUGGCUGACUUCGGACUGGCACGGCUUAUGGUGGACGAGAAGACUCAGCCCGAGGAUCUGCGAAGCCUCAAGAAACCAGACCGUAAAAAGCGCUAUACUGUGGUAGGCAACCCCUACUGGAUGGCGCCCGAGAUGAUCAACGGCCGCAGCUAUGAUGAGAAGGUGGAUGUAUUUUCCUUUGGAAUUGUCCUGUGUGAGAUCAUUGGGCGGGUGAAUGCAGACCCUGACUACCUGCCCCGCACCAUGGACUUCGGCCUCAAUGUGAGAGGUUUUCUGGACCGCUAUUGUCCCCCAAACUGCCCCCCAAGCUUCUUCCCUAUUACUGUGCGCUGCUGUGAUCUGGACCCUGAGAAGAGGCCCUCCUUCGUGCAGCUGGAGCACUGGCUGGAGACACUCCGCAUGCACUUGGCCGGCCAUCUGCCACUGGGCCCACAGCUGGAGCAGCUGGAGAGGGGCUUCUGGGAGACCUACCGGCGUGGCGAGAGUGGACUGCCUGCCCACCCUGAGGUCCCUGACUGAGCCCAGCCUACCCAGCUGCCCCUAUCCCUACCUCCGGAAAAUCAACCCUCACCAGAUUCCUCUGUCGAGGUGGCCAGGUGUAGAGCCCUCAGCUGAGGCAACGGGCACCCAGAGCCAGGCCCUGAUUUGCCUUCUCUCACCCCGCAGACCUCACCCUCUGCCCUCCCUCUGCCCAGGCCCUGGAGCUGGCCCAGCUUCACACACCAUCCUGUGGCCCUGCUGUACCUCUGUCUUGGCUUCUUCCUGCAUGAGCUGGAGGGCCUCAUGAGUUGUGCCCCAUCCUACACACCACUGCCCCUGGCCAUCCUGCACAUGCUGCACCCAUAUGCAGCCCUCCAAAGCUGGGCUGGGAGGCAGCCCCUGAACUGUGCCCUGUAACAGCUGGGUGCAUGGGAGGGCGUAUGUCCUGGGCAAGGCCAAGUUCCCAGGAGUGUACAUUCCCAGGAGCCAAAUGGCGAGUCUGGGGCCCACUGUUCCCCAAGGAUGUCUAGGGAGCAGCGGGCAUUGAUAAUUAUCCAGUCCCCCAAAGCAGAGAGACGUCUGAUCCUAGCCAUGGAAGGGCUGAGCAGCAGCCCUGCCUCUCACUUUGGGUCUUUUUCCUUUCUUUAUCAAAGCCACUUUAGUGAGAAACAAGUACUAGGCCUCAGGGUAAAGAGGGGUCCCUUGGAGGGAAGGGAGCCACAGUGCCUGGCACAGGGGGCGACUGGGCCAAGGGCACAAGGCAAGUGUCCACCAGCAGCCCAGCCCUGAGGUCAUCUCAGUACCCCUUCCCAGCCUCUCCCUGAGGCUCCCUGCCCUUCCUCACGCUCCCUCCCCCAUCCUCUGGGUUCUUUCUGUGUAAUCUAUUUUUUAAAAAGAGUUUGUAUUAUUUUUUCAUACGGCUGCAGCAGCAGCUGCUGGGGGCUUGGGGUUUUAUUUUUUUGGCGGGCGGGGUGGGAGGGCCAUUCUGUCACUUUGCCUCAGUUGAGCAUCUAGGAAGUAUUAAAACUGUGAAGCUUUCUCAGUGCACUUUGAACCUGGAAAACAAUGUAAAACAGGCCCAUGGGACUAUGACUUAAAGAGUGGGACACACUCAACCCAUCCAGGAAUCGUGACAUCCAAGGAACACAACCCAGACUCAGAACAAUAAAAUAAAUUCUGUACUCUCCACCC